AUGGCGGAGGAAAACAGUGACGUCGAGAAGUUGACAGCGCGGUGGGAGGGUUUUGAUUUGGAGGAUGAACAGGAUGAGUUUGUGCCGGUAGGGGAAGGAGUCGGUGCACUCCAGGUGGAUGACGAGGAGACGUGGGAUGUUGUCGGCAGGUUCCUAACUACGAAGCUGGUUAAAUUGGAGUUCAUGAAGCAGGUUAUGGCAUCCGUAUGGCAACCGGUGAGGGGGGUGCAGGUUACGGAGAUUCAACCGGGACUUUUCUUGUUUGUCUUUUAUCAUAAGACGGACAUAGACUACGUCUUGGAUGGGGGUCCAUGGGGUUUCGAGAAUAAUACCUUGGUAUGCCGGGAGGUGGUGGCCGGAGCGGUGCCGGGGGAGGUCGAGCUGAAUUCAAUUGAUAUAUGGGUUCAGUUGCAUGGAUUGCCGAUGGGAUAUACGUCGGAUACAGUACUUGAGCAGGUUGGGAACUUUAUAGGCAAGUUUGUGAAACAUGAUGAGAGGUUCGCGGGGGCACCAUGGCUCACGUUCUACCGAAUCCGUGUGUCUAUUGUGGUAGGGAAGCCGUUGAGGCGUGGCAUGAAGUUGGUGAAACGAGAUAAGUCGGUAAGUUGGAUAACUUUUCAGUAUGAACGUCUGCACAAACACUGUUCGUUUUGUGGGAUGUUGGGUCAUGUUCACAUGUUCUGUCUGAAAGCACGUGAGAGGCCGACACCGGUUGAGAAGCACCCGUUUGUAGGGUUACGGGCGGGAGGAAGUAGGGGAGCGCCGAGGGCGGUGGGAGAAAAUUGGCUAGUGCCGGUUGGGGGGAAACCGAAACCUAAGGUGAGGGAGGAGGUGGGGGAGGGUGUGGAUGGUGGCGGUGCAGGGGGGCGGGAAGAGGGGGAGAUAACAGAGGGUAGUAUGGGGGUUGGGGAGAGGGUGGAGGGAGUGGUGGCAACUGUCAAGCGCCGCCGAGGGGCUGAGGGUGAAGGAGAGGAUGUGGCUAUGACCGAUGUGUCAAAAAACUUGCGACCGGCGGGAACUGGAGCCCAGUCCCGCCCAUCAUCAUGA
This is a messenger RNA of Ipomoea nil (Japanese morning glory), 1047 nucleotides long. RefSeq lists its product as uncharacterized. The coding region runs from base 1 to 1047 and encodes 348 amino acids. The record is from RefSeq and is a predicted model, not a curated record. Lineage: Eukaryota; Viridiplantae; Streptophyta; Magnoliopsida; Solanales; Convolvulaceae. The transcript has a single exon.